UGACGAAGGGUUUACAGAGUCAAUCGGGAUUACACCUCGGUUUGUUUACUUGGAGAUAUUUUCCCCAGUAACUGUGUCAAUUUUAGCUCAUUUAAAAAAAUAUAAGCUUCUGACCGGCGGAGCUAAGAAUAAAUUCGGUUAAAUUUCAGUUUUAGAAAUUAGCUAGGUUGCUAAUUAGGUGCAAAGUUAUAGUUAUAGUUAUAGUUAACGUGAGUUGUGAGCUGUGCUAACGACUGCUAGCUGCACGUGCAAGUCAAGUAGCUAGUUAUCGCUAGCUAAAAGCUAAUAACAGCAUGAUGACUAAAAUAUUUCAUAUGAAUUCGCUUUAGUGACAGUGUUUUAACAGCACAUUUGUUCGGCAGAAGAAUUCAGCAUGGCAUCCCAUGGGAAUCAGUGUUCCUGCAGCGCUCACCGCUCGACCCCAAGCGUCCAUCAAACUCUAGACGAGAUGGAUUUUGAGAGAGGCAUAUGGUCAGCAGCUCUGGACGGCGAUUUGGAGCGGGUCCGGUCAUUUUUGAAAAAAGGAACAGAUCCGAACAUGAAGGACCAGGCUGGAUACACCGCUCUGCACUACGCCAGUCGAGCAGCUCACCUGCCGGUGUGUGAGCUUCUCCUGGAUCAUGGCGCCUGUGCCAAUUCUCAGACACACGGUGGCGCCACUGCUCUGCACAGAGCCGCCUACUGUGGCCACAUCAGCAUCGUCAAACUGCUGCUGAAACAUAGAGCUGAUCCUGGCUUAAUUGACGAUGAUGGAUCAACACCUCUGCAUAAGGCUGCUGAGCAGGGCCAUCUGGAGACGUGUGUGUUGUUAGUGAGCAAAUAUCCCAACCUGAGAACCAUAAAGGAUAAAAAAUCACGCUUACCUGUAGAUCUCAGUCCAGACCACAACACCUUCUUAGAGUUACUGAAGCCUCCACAAUGAUCUCCACUGCGAUUCCCCAAAGGAGACCUGAAUCUCUGAAAGUGCCACUUAAGCUAAAGGACACUGUGCAGAUUUUGGUCAAAGUCUCCGUAACUCCAUCCAUCCUCGUCCUCAUCAGUCAUCAUCCCUAAGCUCAUCUACAUCCUUGUCAUCUACAUUCCCAUCGUCAUCUUCAUCCUCCACCCAUUCUCAACAUCCCCGUCAUCAUCUCCAUUCUCACCCCAUCCUCAUUCCAUCCUCAUUCCAUCCUUAUCUUCAUAAUCAUCUCCAUCAUCAUUCCUUUCCUGAUUGAAAUUCUCAUCCCUAUCCUUACUCCAUCCUCAUCCUUAUCCCUAUCCCUAUCCUUACUCCAUCCCCAUCCACAUCCCCAUCCUCAUCUCCAUAAUCAUCUCCAUCCUCAUUCCCUUCCUGAUUGAAAUUCUCAUCCCUAUCCUUACUCCAUCCUCAUCCUUAUCCCUAUCCCUAUCCUUACUCCAUCCCCAUCCACAUCCCCAUCCUCAUCUCCAUAAUCAUCUCCAUCCUCAUUCCCAUCCUGAUCCAAAUUCUCAUCCCAGUCUUUACUUCAUCCUCAUCCUUAUCCUUAUCCCUAUCCUUACUCCAUCCUCAUGAGCAUCUUCAUCCUUAUCCCUAUCCUCAUCACCAUUCUCAACCGCCUCCUCAUCUCCAUAAUUCUCUUCUUUUUGCUGAUACAGGUGAUUAUAAGUGCUAUAAACAGGACAGUGGUUUGAGGUGAAUUAUGUUUCACAGCAUCUAAAAAUGUUCAUGUGAUGUUUUAGGAUGUUCAGCCCAGACAGGAUGUGACUUAAGUCAUAAGUCAAUAAAUAAAGUCGAACAUUCAUUUCCACAUUAUACUGGCAGUAUUGUAAUGCCACAAGUAUUAGUGUUCAAGCUGCCAGCAGAUGGCACCAGUGCUUUUGUGACGUUCUGGUCAUUUCUGAACCGUCACUGUGAUUGAGUCCUAACUCUUAAAAAAUACAGCUGCAUAUGUACACAUCUCCUUGUACUGAAUUCCAAGACUCACAACUUUACUGGAGCUUUUAUUUUAUUUUUUUUAUAUAAUACUAUAAUUUAAUAUAAGUUCAGUCCAAAUAGAAAAGAUGAAGUACAUUUGUAGCCUCUUUUUUUUUUUAAAAGCCAACUAUUCUGGACAUGUCAAUAAACCUGUUAAUGACUAUAUUUUUUAAUAUAAUAAAUUAUUGCUAUUCUAAAGAGCAAGUUUUUUUUAUAUUAAACAUUAUUUUGCAUUUGUAAGCCCUGUCGUGCUUAGACCAUUUAAAGCAUAAAGAAGUAAUGCCUGUUUCUGCCAGGACUGCUCAGCUGUCAGCUUGUAAUAACAAAAUAAAACUUAGAUCAGUUAAGAUUGUUUUCUUCAGCCAUGAAUCUCUCUGAUGCUGCCCUGUUGAGCUUAUCUAGUUUGAUCUAUUUUCUUCACCUCAUUGAGUUUCUAAAAUCAGACAAUGAAUGGUAAUGCCUUCUCCUUGAACCCAUCUGUCUUGUUACGUCAUUUAUUCUGACAGAGGGUGCAUUAUGUUUACACAUUGAUGGAUAUUGUGUAUAAAAGGCUCUAGAGUAGCGGGAUGUUUGUGAACGGUUGUUGUCGCCAUGGAGCAUGGGUCAGCAUGCAGAAGGCUAAAGAACUCUCUGGGCACAACAAUGAAUUCAGUGAACUUGUGAGCAGGCAGACAGUGAAUAUAAAGUAGAGCUGGGCCUAGUAUCAGUGUGGUGCGUUAAAUGCGAUGCUUAUUUGUGAACAUCAUUUUUGCAGUUUUUAUGUAGUUUCACUGUGUUAAUAACAUCACUCCCGAAAUCAUAUAUUUUUCUGUUGAUUUGACAAAUGUUGUAAUUCUGAAAUCUGUCCAAUGUGACCACUCUAGCUGAUAAUCAGAGUUUAUUUCUUCAUUCAUCUUCAUGAACCUCUUUCUUCUGGUCAUGGUGGAUCUGGGAACACUGAGCAUGAGGUGGGAGUACACCUUGGAUAGGAUGCCAGUAUCCCAGGACAGCAUUUACACACACAUUCGCACACUCUUUCUCACUUAGGGGCAAUUUAGAGUUGCCAGUCCACCUAACUUUGGGAGGUGGGAGAAAACCAGAGAACUCGGAGGACACCCAUGAAGUACAGGGAGAACACGUGAACCUCCACAAGCAGUAACCUGAGAUCUGGAUUGGACCGGGAGCCCUAGAUCUGUGACAAUUCUACCCCCUGCUCCACCAUUCCACCCAAGAGAGAUCAUUUCUGUCCUGUUGCAAAACAUACCGUCCACACCUUGUUGUCAGUAGUAACAAUAUUAAAGUAUUUAUGUCACUAAAGUAAGGAACAUGGUGUGGAGACACCUUACUGUAGAAAUCCUUUAAAGAGACUUGGACAGAUGCCUGCUGCAGUCUUGCAAAGGAAGAGGGACUUGCGCAAGAGUUCUGUUUAGAGAUCUGAGCAUACUGGGGUCCAGUUUAUAAGUUGUGUGCACAUGCCUUUUUGGUUCACGCACUGGUUCAAGAUUGAACCCACUGGUCCGUGAAGAAUUUCCAGGAAAGCCCCACCAUCCCCAGUGCAAUAUGACUUGCAGUAACCUGUCUCUGGAUAAGGUAUCAUAGCUGCAUGUGCAAAGAGCGUAUGUGGAGAUGAAUCAAGAUUUCUUUGUAACUCUUUCUUGCCUGACUCUUGGAGUGCUGAAAUAAGACAGGGUUGUGCUGCUUACAUGUAAUUUUAACACUCCAUGCUUCCCGUUUUGAAAAAAUCUGAUUUGGUUUUGGGGAGGCAUAAAGAUGCAGUGGGUAGCUUUGGACCACCGUCUUCACAGCUCCAGGGUCCUGGAUGCUUGAUCCUGAGCUGUGUGGAGUGUUGCAUGUUUUCCCAGUGUCCCUGUGGGUUUUCCUCUGGGAUCGUCAGUUUUCUCCCACCUACCAAAAACAUUGUGGUAGGUGGAUUGGCGACUCCACCUACCGUCCCCACCUCGCACCCAAUGUUCCCAGGAUGUGCUUCAGAUUUACCACGACCACCACGGAUACAGCGGUUGCUGAAGAUGAAUUAGUGGUUUUGGCCCACUUGCAUCUUAUGACAACACCAAACUAAAGUGAAAAAAAGCAGAAAGUAGUUCAGUGAAACUAAGACUUUCCUCGUGACUUAAAGUAGGACUAAAAUGAAUCUGUUAGACAGCCACACAGAUAUUAUGGAAUUCAAGAAAUGGUUGCAUAAGCCGAGCCAACUUUUCUAAGCCAAUACUUCUACAUUCCUGUCAUGUCCUCUGUUGAUUUUCAGUGUGCGUGUGUUGCGCAAUCACAAGGUCUGUAGUCUGUUAAGUCCCUUAGUAGUACACACUUUUGGCAGAGAUGAACACCCCACCGGUCAUUCAGCUAAUUGUUUUUGCAGGAACAGCACACAGGGUCGAUUCUGGGAAGCCACUACUUUCCCAUGGGAAACAGCAGGUUAUGCACUUUACUAUUGCUUAUGAGUGUCGAAAACCCCAAACGUGAAUCAAUUUAAGUACUAUCCACAAAUUUAGAACUAGCAACAAAUCAUUUCAGACAUUACACAUGACUAAGGACGAUGCAUUUUCACAUUACGCUGACUCCAAGACCAAGGAACAUAACAGUGCUAAAAGUAGAAGAGAUCUCUUAAAACUGUUGCAUUUAGACUUUAUUGGUGAAAGGACAUGAAUAACCAAUAAAGAUCGAAUGGAAAGAGUUUAGUUGCUUCACCCUGACUCCUUUUCCUCCUACUCGGCAUUAUCGACCUGCUAUUUUUGAAAAGUCAUCACCACACACAUUAAAACAAGCAAACUGGUAAAAAGCAAAUGAGGUGCUAUUAAAAAGACAAAAACAUCGCUCCACUCUUCCUUGCUUCACACCACACCACAGAAGCUAUUUCCACCUCUUACUUUUACCCAAAGUAAGCAUCACCACUAACCACACACAUUGUUCGCCCCAUUUAUGUCUGCUUCACCGGACAUGUCCAGAGUAAAAAUGGAAACACUCACAGACCUGAUUACAAAUGUUACCUUAGAUUAUAGUUUGUGUUCUAUAUUUGUACAUGUAGUAUACAUAUAUAAUUAUUUUCAUCCCUCUGACCUGUCAUCGCUACAUUCUCCUGAGAUAAAUACCUGAGAGUGCCUGCAUAAUAUAACCUCAAAAAUUCUUCACGGUAUUAUUCGAGAUUGUAGAUUUAAAUGCAAGAUUGUGCAACCAAUAAAAUAAUUAUACCACAAAGCUGUUGAAUGCUUCAUUCUGAUUGGUCAAAAUUAUUAUUUUUUGUAUUGAUUAAUUUUCUUGGACAGUAAUUCUGGCUUGUUCUAAUAUGUUAUUACUUAUAUAGUAACAGAUUACACAGGGACUUGUUUCAUAAGACAGAUUUUUUUAAAAAAUGUGUAAACCCUGACAUGGUGAAGAUUUCUGUAACUGUUUAUUUACAUUUUUGGAAGGAGUCUCCAGUGUCAGUGCUUUGUAAGAGUCAAUAAGUUUUCCGCCACCGGAAUGUCUUCAGGAUGAAGGGCUUUGCGGUUUCUUAGUAAUGUGACAAGCUGCGUUUUUUUGUUUGUUUGUUUGUUUGUUUGUUUGUUUGAAUGACUGUUUGUAGCUACUAUAGCAUAAGUAACAAGAAGACUUAGCUUGUUUUGUAACAUUUUUUAACAAGUGUAAUCUGAUGGUGUUUAAUAAACAAAACGUUUUAAUGGUUUGCAAUAAAACACUUGGAAAAUAAUCGGUAACAGUAACUCUGCUUCA
Molecule: messenger RNA, 5635 nt
Organism: Pangasianodon hypophthalmus (striped catfish)
Lineage: Eukaryota; Metazoa; Chordata; Actinopteri; Siluriformes; Pangasiidae
Gene: ankrd39
Product: ankyrin repeat domain 39
Exons: 5
Coding region: 374-922 (182 amino acids)
Molecular function (GO): protein binding
Source: RefSeq, a predicted model, not a curated record